Rhagoletis pomonella (apple maggot) is the source of this 912-nucleotide messenger RNA. RefSeq names its product GPN-loop GTPase 3-like. The transcript has 2 exons. NCBI's taxonomy places the organism in Eukaryota, Metazoa, Arthropoda, Insecta, Diptera, Tephritidae. Gene Ontology annotation, molecular function: GTPase activity. The record is from RefSeq and is a predicted model, not a curated record. Bases 181 to 897 code for a protein of 238 amino acids.
CGAGCAGAUGGAAAGCAAGGCUUGACGUGUCUGAAAGGGGACUAAUUACUAGACAAAAGUCAAGAAGUCAUCGAUUGAGAACCGACUAAACUCGAUUCCGAAAAGUCAAGUUUGUCAGCAAAAAGUCGAUUUUUGAUCAAAGGCGGAGCUGACUUUGCCAUUCCUUAUUUUGGCAACAAAAUGCGAUACGCUCAAGUUGUGAUUGGCCCUGCCGGUAGUGGUAAAUCUACAUAUUGUGCAUAUAUGCAGCGUCAUGCCCAAGAUUCAAAGCGAAUCAUUGAAGUGGUCAACUUGGAUCCCGCUGCCGAACAUUUUGACUAUCAGCCUUUGGUGGAUAUCCGUGAUUUGAUUCAACUUGACGAUGCAAUGGAAGAUGAAGAACUCCACUAUGGUCCAAAUGGCGGUCUAGUAUUCUGCUUGGAAUAUUUAAUAGAAAAUCAAGAUUGGUUGAAAUCGCAGCUUUGUGGUGGUGAGGAAUCUGACACUGAUGAAAUUGGAGGGGAACCUGAUGACGACUACAUACUCUUUGACAUGCCUGGACAAAUAGAACUUUUCACACAUUUAUCAAUGGGAAAACAAUUAGUAAAUUUGUUGGAGUCUUGGAAUUUCCGCAUUUGUACAGUUUUUCUAGUGGAUUCUCAGUUUAUGGUUGAUGGCGCGAAAUUUCUCUCUGGCACAAUGGCUGCUCUAAGUGUCAUGGCUAAUUUGGAAAUGCCACAUGUCAAUGUAUUGAGUAAAAUGGAUUUGCUUAGUAAAACCGCACGAAAACAACUGGACAACUAUUUGGACCCAGAUCCGAGAGCGUUAUUGGGCGACGUCACACACGAAUCGGCAUGGGGACGAACGCAUCGGAAGCUUUCUGAAGCGAUUGGGAAUUUAAUUGAAGACUUCAGGUAAUUGAUGAAACUAUAU